Molecule: messenger RNA, 732 nt
Organism: Sinocyclocheilus rhinocerous
Lineage: Eukaryota; Metazoa; Chordata; Actinopteri; Cypriniformes; Cyprinidae
Exons: 3
Coding region: 25-732 (235 amino acids)
Source: RefSeq, a predicted model, not a curated record
GAUGCAGUGAAGACAGUGACAGUGAUGGAAGGAGAUUCAGUCACUCUACAGACUGAAACUGAACUACAGACAGAUGAUGUAAUAAUGUGGCAGUUUGAAGAUGAAAAGACUCCCAUUGCUACAAUCAACAGUGGGACAGAAAGCUUCUUUACAUUUGAUGUUCCUGAUGGGAGAUUCAGAGACAGACUGAAGCUGGAUCAUCAAACUGGAUCUCUGACCAUCACAAACACCACAACUAAACAUGCUGGACGUUAUCAAGUCAGGACAAAGAUCAUAUAUAGAUUCAGUGUUACUGUAUAUGCUCGUCUGCCUGCUCCUGUCAUCACCAGUAACACUUCGCAAAAUCCUUCAUCAUCAUAUUGUUCAUUGGUGUGUUCAGUGGUGAAUGUGAGUCAUGUGACUCUCUCCUGGUACAAAGGAAACAGUUUAUUGUCCAGCAUCAGUGUGUCUGAUCUCAGCAUCAGUCUCUCUCUACCUCUGGAGGUUGAGUGUCUGGAUGAUUCCUACAGCUGUGUUGUGGCUUAUUCAUUCACCAACCAGACCACACAUCUCAACAACACUCAACUCUGUCCAGCAUGUUCAGAAUGUGCCCACUGCUGUGGUCUUACUGAAGCUGUGAUCCGAUUGGUCAUCUCUGCUCUGGUGGGCGUGGCUACUGUUGUUGUGCUGGUAUAUGACAUCAGACCCAGAAAAGAGGAACAGCAGAGAAGAUCAAACCCUCACACCGACUAA